Messenger RNA from Arachis ipaensis, 435 nucleotides. The record is from RefSeq and is a predicted model, not a curated record. NCBI's taxonomy places the organism in Eukaryota, Viridiplantae, Streptophyta, Magnoliopsida, Fabales, Fabaceae.
AUGCACACUGCUAAGCAUAUGAACACACCAAUGAUGUCCACCCUUAAAUUCUCAGCUAGUGAGUCAGAAUCUUUUGAGAAUCUGAAAUUAUACAAGUCCAUGGUUGGUGUUUUGCAAUACCCCACCAUCACAUGCCCAGACCUCUCCUAUGCUAUCAACCGUGUUUCACAGUUCAUGCAUCAUCCAACAAUUUUGCAUUGGAAAGCUGUGAAACGGAUCCUAAGAUAUCUAAAAAAUACAGUUGACAAAGGUCUGGUUUUUAACAAAUCUACUGACUUUAGACUCCUUGGUUUUGCAGAUGCAGAUUGGGGUGGAGAUGUUGAUGAUAGAAAAUCGAUUUCUGGUUAUUAUGUCUUCAUGGGGUGCAAUCUCAAUGUCUGGAAGAGUAACAAGCAGUCCAAGGUCAGUAGAAGCAGUACUGAAGCAGAAUAUUGA